This is a messenger RNA of Lineus longissimus, 1994 nucleotides long. RefSeq names its product galactosylgalactosylxylosylprotein 3-beta-glucuronosyltransferase 3-like. The record is from RefSeq and is a predicted model, not a curated record. Gene Ontology annotation, biological process: chondroitin sulfate proteoglycan biosynthetic process; carbohydrate metabolic process. NCBI's taxonomy places the organism in Eukaryota, Metazoa, Nemertea, Pilidiophora, Heteronemertea, Lineidae. Gene Ontology annotation, molecular function: galactosylgalactosylxylosylprotein 3-beta-glucuronosyltransferase activity. Gene Ontology annotation, cellular component: Golgi membrane. Bases 195 to 1247 code for a protein of 350 amino acids. The transcript is spliced from 5 exons.
GAUAUAAAACCAAUUUUACAGUUAUAUUGAUGCUAACUUUGUAAAACUCUGCCCUAUUUUGGCUAAUUUUUAUUACUUUUUUCUACGAAAAUAUUUUACGGUACAUGCAAGGACAUGGUUUGGGUUGUUUUAUCUUCCAUUUCUAAUGAUGUGUUGACUUUUCUCUUUUUGUUCGACGAUAUUCUUUAAUAAUAAUGAGAUUACGCCUUGGUUCCUUGCUCUAUUUAUGUCUCAGUGGGAUGCUAUUCCUUCUGCUUUAUACCCUUUACAAAUCUGGAACAUUCUGUCCCGAGGAGCCAUUGCUAAUCCGUCCACACGGCCAUAGCAUCGACGACAUUUCGAUUAAACAACAUCACCGUGAGAGAGACCUACAGCAAAUGGAGACAAACUUGAAGGUCUGGGAGAAAAAACUCAAAUUGGUUGAAAAAAAUCUACGGAUUGCAUAUCCUCGGUUGUUCUCCUCGGUUUAUUCUCGGUCGCAUACAAAUCUUCCUUUUAUAUAUGGAGUCACUCCAACAUAUGCAAGGCCAGUGCAAAAGGCUGAACUUGUAAGACUUUGUCAAACGUUCCUUUAUGUGCAAAACUUUCAUUGGAUAAUUGUUGAGGAUUCCCCCCACAAAACACAACUAGUGACAAAUUUUCUUGCAAACUGUGGGGUAAAAUAUACUCAUCUGAGUGCAGAAACCCCAGCUAGUUACAGAUUAGCAGAAAAAGAUCCCAACUGGUUGAAACCAAAGGGGACGUUACAGCGCAACUUUGCGCUGGAUUGGCUCAGGAAAAAUAGGAGUGGUCAGGGUGGUGUGGUGUAUUUUGCGGAUGAUGAUAACACCUACAGUUUGGAAAUCUUCGAAGAGAUGAGAUAUACCAAUAAAGUGUCAUGUUGGCCAGUCGGUCUUGUGGGUGGUCUGAAGUUUGAAAGACCAAUCACAAAAAAUGGAAAGGUGGUUUCUUGGUAUACUUUCUGGAAGCCUAACCGUCCGUUCCCCAUGGAUAUGGCUGGCUUUGCUAUCAAUCUCCAAGUCCUUCUUGACAUUCCCGAAGCUAAGUUUGACCUCAGAGUACAACGAGGCUAUCAGGAAACUUCACUGCUCAAGAAAAUUAUCACAAUGGAGGAACUUGAGCCAAAGGCAGACAGUUGUACAAAGGUACUAGUCUGGCACACACGGACAGAAAAAGCCAAACUUAAGAAUGAGAAGAAACUGCUAGACAUGGGCCGUCCACAGUCUGACCCUAGUAUAGAGGUGUGAAAAGAUCUGAUUGCAUAAUUGUACUGAAACACCCUGGAGAAUCAAUUCCCCAGUUCGAGCAGUUUUUCUAACUUAAUUGCAAGGCUGGCCUGUCCUGGGACAGGUUGGUUUAGUAAAUUUACAAAUACCCAAGAUUAAGAUUAGAUUUUCGGUCAGUUGGGGAACUGAUUCUGCAGAGUGUGAAAGGAAUUUUGUUCCAUGUGCAGCUGAGAAAUGUUUGUUUUGUGUAGUGAAAUUUUAGUUUUACAUCAACCUUUUUGUUGGCUAAGUCGUAUGAAUGUCAGAAAAAUCAAAAAUUAUGCAAUUCCUGGAAAAUCUAAUUUAUAGUGAAUAAUUAAUCAUGGAAGAUUUUGAAAAUCAAAUCUAAUCGGUUAAAGAUUUAUAAAGCUCUCUUGCUAAGUAAGUUCUUUGUCUAUUCAAUUUUCACCGCUUUUUCCUCUCCUUGUUUAAAGGUUUUCUGUAUUCUAAAUAACAAAAUUUUCAUACGGAUGAUUCUCCAUGACAAGCUAAUUGGUUAUCUACUACUAAGCGUGUGAUGUUUCUCUUGAUGAUAUCUUAAAUACUCUUGAUGUAUUAUCUAAUGCUGUUAUCUUGUCUUAUAUAUAAAUGUAUAAUCAUUGUUAAAGGUGAAUAUAUAUAUGACUGUUGAACUUAUGUAUCUCAUGCACUAAAAGUGCUUCUGUCCUAAAAGAAAUAUAUUUUUGUACUCAGCACGGGUGUAUAUGUUAUAAAUAUCAAAAAUGUAAA